AUGGACCGUGCAGCUUCGGUGGCCCAGGGCACUGCCGCGCCUCAGGAUGGAGAGCAGCCCGCAGAGUGUCCAGAGCCUCGGCCGCCGUGGCCACCACCGCCAGCUCCUCCGCCUGCUCCGCCGCCGCCGGCUCCUCCACCACCACCAGCUCCUCCACCGCUUCGCGACCCUUCUACUGAACCGCUACCAGAGCCCUGUCCAGAGCCUGCUCCAGGACCCUGUCCGGAGGCGACUCAGCUACAGAACCCAGCUACAGAACCAGACAGAGAACCAACCCCAGAGCCGGCUCCAGAGCUGGACCUAGGACUAGCCACAGAACCGGCCCUGGAGCCCAAUCCAGAACCUCCCCUAGAGCCGGCCCCAGAGCCAGCCCCAGAAUCAGCCACAGAGUGGGCCCCAGUCGAAAUCCCAGAACCUGCCCCAGGACAGGCCCUAGGACUAGCCUCAGAGCCAGCAGGAGAUCCAGCCCUAGAACCUGCCCAGGAGCGGGCCCCAGAGUUGUGCCCUGAGCCAACUCCAGAGUACUGUCCGAAGACAAGUCCAGCACCAUGUCUAUUGCGGUGUCAAGUGGUUCCAGGAGAGAGAGGUCUAAAGACCUCUCCAUUGCCAUCGCCCAGAAUGCCAAUGACGUGGUCAAGGAUAAAGAAAAUACUGAAGGAAGGACCUCUGCUAAAGAACUGUACCUCCUUUAAAAGAUGGAAGCUUAGAUAUUGUCUAGUUCAAGGACAGAAGCUCCACUUUGCACACCAUCCUUCGUUUGCACAGUUUGAAACAAUUGAUCUGUCUCAAGUCGCCUUGGCAGAAAGCAGCUGUAGAAAUCUUUGCCAUGGUUUUUGUGUUAUCACACCACAACGAAAAGUCUCCCUGGCUGCGUCCAACCGGAAAGACAUGGAAGAAUGGAUUAACAUAAUAAAAACUGUCCAACAGGGAGAAAUUCGUAAGAUACCUGCAGCAGAAAACAAUCCUUUCCUCGUUGGAAUGCACUACUGGUAUUCCAGUCACAGUUCCAGGACUCAGUUUUGCAAUGUUUGUCGAGAGAGCAUUCCUGCCUUAUCUCGAGAUGCCAUCAUCUGUGAAGUGUGCAAGGUGAAAUCUCACAAAUUAUGUGCUUUGAGAGCAAGCAAAGACUGCAAGUGGAAUACUUUGUCCAUCACUGAUGACCUCCUUCUGCCUGCAGAUGAAAUAGAAACAAUGCCCCAUCAAUGGGUAGAAGGAAACAUACCUGUCAGCUCUCAGUGUGCAGUAUGUCAUGAGAGUUGUGGCAGUUAUCAAAGACUGCAAGACUUCCGCUGUCUGUGGUGUGAUUCUACGGUGCAUAGCGACUGCCAGAGACGGUUUUCCAAGGAAUGUUCCUUUGGAAGUCGUCGCUCAUCAAUCGUUCCGCCGACUGCACUGAGCGACCCCAAAGGCGAUGGCCAACUAGUGGUAUCAUCAGACUUCUGGAAUCUUGAUUGGCCAUCUGCCUGUUCAUGUCCCUUGCUUAUCUUCAUCAACUCCAAAAGCGGAGAUCAUCAAGGGAUCAUCUUCCUCCGAAAAUUCAAGCAAUAUCUUAAUCCAUCUCAAGUGUUUGACUUGUCAAAGGGUGGACCUGAAGCAGGCCUGUCUAUGUUCAAGAACUUUGCUCGUUUCCGUGUUCUGGUUUGUGGUGGAGAUGGCAGUGUGAGCUGGGUCUUAUCUGUGAUUGAUGCCUUUGGAUUACAUGAAAGAUGUCAACUGGCAGUCAUCCCACUUGGAACUGGCAAUGAUCUUGCUCGUGUCCUUGGCUGGGGUGCAUUCUGGAACAAAAGCAAGUCACCAUUAGACAUUCUCAACAGAGUAGAGCAGGCUCAUGUGAGAAUUUUAGACAGAUGGAGCGUGAUGAUCCGUGAGACUCCCAGACAAUUCCCAUUGCUAAAAGGACAAGCUGAAAUGGAUAUACGGAGAUUUGAGGCUGCUGCCAUCCAGCACUUGGAGUCUGCAACCACUGAGUUGAACAAAAUCCUGAAGGCCAAGUACCCCACGGAGAUGAUCAUAGCCAUUAGGACAGGAGAGUACAGAAGGUUUCCAGACAAAGAGAAUCUUAAAGCGCCAGGAAUACUACAGGAUAGAUCCAAUGAUGAUGAUCAGGAGUAGCCUACCCUGGAGAAGGCACCUAAAAUGACUGUGGCGGACCACCAGGAAGAAGUGGUCAUGGACCCCGAGGAUAUUAAGACAUUGAAAUAAAGGUUCAUGAACAAGGACCCUCAUAUCAGGUGUACCCUAGUGGACAUCAUCAUAAAAAAGCUGACCUAGAAGCAGACAGAGGUAGAGACGAUGUCCAGCUUCCCUGUGCCCCAGCUGGAUCCUGGAGGGGUCCAGAAGGUGUUAUUUAAGUACUGCAGCAGGAAACUUCCCAAGGCUUUUAAGAUCAUCUCUGUACUCUCCAACUGGGAGCAAAUCCUCUAUGUCACAGAGUCUGAGGCCUGAACUGUAGCUGCUAUGUAUCAAGCCACCAGGAUUUUCGCCUCUAACCUGCAAGACUACAUCGCGCAGAACUUUUAUAACCUUUUCCUGCUCCCUGGGCAUGAGAUGACAUUGCUGAAAUAAAAUAUAACAAAAUAUAAACAACUCAACUUUCACCUCUAUAUGGCACUCAAGAAGGCCCUGUUCAACCCUAGAGUCUGGUUCAAAGGAAUCCUGAUCCCACUGUGGGAGUCCAGCACGUGUACCCUCAUAGAAGCCAUGAUCAUGUGUAGUAUCAUCACCCAGUAUUCCAUCCCUGUGUUACACUCCAGUGUGGCCAUGCUGAAGAUUGCAGAGAUAGAAUACAGCAGUGCCAACAGCAUCUCCCUGCACCUGCUGCUGGAUAAGAAGUCUGCACUGCUCUACCAGGUGCUGGACACACUGGUCUUCCACAGCCUGAGCUUCUGGAUGGAGAAGAAGCAGCUGCCAGUGCUUUGUCAUCAGUGCCUCCUGACGUUGACAUAUCACUACAAGGCUGACUUAUCCAAAAAUCAAAAGGCCCUGUUUGAACUGUUUCAGCUGCAGCCCCACCCACAGCUGUCCCCUGAAAUUAGUUAUGAGCUUCAAAACAUGGCCCCUGGAGAUAUGGAAGAUGUUCCCCAUCACCAUGGAAUUAGAGAAGUCACCUGUUUUGGUCCAAAAGCUAUGGGAGGAUACCAAAAUACGUAA
This is a messenger RNA of Nannospalax galili (Upper Galilee mountains blind mole rat), 3150 nucleotides long. RefSeq names its product diacylglycerol kinase kappa. The record is from RefSeq and is a predicted model, not a curated record. Gene Ontology annotation, molecular function: ATP-dependent diacylglycerol kinase activity. NCBI's taxonomy places the organism in Eukaryota, Metazoa, Chordata, Mammalia, Rodentia, Spalacidae. Gene Ontology annotation, biological process: lipid phosphorylation; intracellular signal transduction; diacylglycerol metabolic process.